AUGGAGGCUUAUGGCGGGGGAGUGUGGGCUGGACAGGGCAGAAGCACGAAUUUUUUUUUUCACGGCCGGGCUUGGGCGCUGGCUGGGAACGGCUCGUUGAUGACGAAGACUCACCAUAUUGUUAGUGCCUCGGCGCCCCCCUUACAGCUGCCUCCAGUGGCUGCAGCGGCCCUGAUUGAUCAGCUAGCGCAGCGCGGGAGGCUAGGCCGGGUUGCGCCUGGAACGCCCAUCGAGGCCGCUGAAAGACCCAGAAAUAUAGCGCCGGUCAGCCAGUCAUACGUUGUCGAAAACGCCCGCCACGAAAAAGACGACACACAGAUUGUGCUGUCUGCGCAAAGCAAACGACUUCGUGGCGAACCAGGCUGUGCUGCCCUUCAACACGCGCAAACGGAUAGAUACCGUAUUCGAUGCUACAAGCACGUCGUCGGCCCAAAGGGCUCCCAAAAGUAUGGCCAUGGACUGACUCCCGCGGACCACUGUUACCAGCUUCCAAUGCAACGCCUGCAAGAUGCACGCAAUACUACUACCCAAGACACGUCGCACCACCGAUUUUUCCCAACGUGCGAAGCAAAAGAUGCCUCCUUUCGUCAAUCGGCACCCUACAUCCGGACAGGCCACACGCUCCCUCACCUCUCCCUCAAUCGAAAGGGCCAUCAUCGGCAUAAAACGCACAGACUCUCUGCCCGGCACCAUGGCCCGAUCGACCUGCCAGGGAGCUUGGGCCUUGGCUCGUCCACUCUCACGCGACAGCGGCGACAUCGCUUGACGUGCUGGGGCCAACCUGGACCAACCGGCGUCGACAAUCCGGCAAUUCAAUGCUCUGCGAUCCCCGGCUCUGAGAGAACGAGCGAUUUUCCCUGGCCUCUUUCCCCUCCCCAAGACUUCCUCCCAGCACCUCCAACCGAAAAAAAGGAGGCCUCCAUUCCGCCAUCCCGCAGCAACGAGGCGGAGUCGUAA
Cordyceps militaris CM01 is the source of this 957-nucleotide messenger RNA. RefSeq lists its product as uncharacterized. The transcript is spliced from 7 exons. The record is from RefSeq and is a predicted model, not a curated record. The coding region runs from base 1 to 957 and encodes 318 amino acids. NCBI's taxonomy places the organism in Eukaryota, Fungi, Ascomycota, Sordariomycetes, Hypocreales, Cordycipitaceae.